Molecule: messenger RNA, 2380 nt
Organism: Anopheles maculipalpis
Lineage: Eukaryota; Metazoa; Arthropoda; Insecta; Diptera; Culicidae
Gene: Itgbn
Product: integrin beta-nu
Exons: 6
Coding region: 2-2380 (792 amino acids)
Biological process (GO): cell adhesion mediated by integrin; integrin-mediated signaling pathway; cell migration
Cellular component (GO): focal adhesion; cell surface; integrin complex
Molecular function (GO): integrin binding
Source: RefSeq, a predicted model, not a curated record
UAUGUUCUUUUCAGCAUCUAGUCCCAUAGUUCAGGCGAAAUGUUUCCUUCAAAAAACUUGCAUCGAAUGUCUGGAUGCCGAUAAAGAGUGUGCAUGGUGUACGGAUGAAUAUUACGAAAUGCAAAAAUCGCGCUGUAUGACGAAGCAAGAAUUGUUGGAAUCGAAAUGCAGUCCAUCCAAAAUUGAAACGAAUGAUAAUUAUUCUUUUUUGGAAAUCACGAAAAGCGAAUUACAUCGGGAUUUUGACUCUGCGAAGCUGGAAGCGAUACAAAUAUCACCCCAAAAAAUGAAUCUACGUUUAGGAAAAUUGGCCUCCAAAACCAUCUCGUUCAAAUACAAACCCGCCAAAAAUUAUCCCUUGGAUAUGUACUACUUGAUGGAUCUUACCUGGUCGAUGCGAGACGAUAAAGCAACACUGGAAAGCAUGGGUAGCCAAUUGGCACUGGCAUUGGCUAACCUGACGGCAAACUAUCAGCUUGGAUUCGGCAGUUUUGCAGACAAACCGGCCGUUCCGUUUAUUCAAUCCGAACCGCAUCGUCUCCAGAAUCCGUGCUAUUCGGAAAACGAUCAGUGUGAACCUACCUACGGAUUUCGCCAUCGGUUAAAGAUUACGCGUGACAUUAACAGCUUUAUUGCCCAGGUAAAAGGGAGCAAUGUUACGGGUAAUGUGGACAACCUGGAAGCAGGCUUGGAUGCGCUUAUGCAGGUGCUCGUAUGCGAGAAACAGAUCGGAUGGGGCUCGAAUACUCGCAAGAUUGUAAUAGUAGCUACGGACGGCUGGUUACAUAUGGCAGGCGAUGGGUUACUAGCAGGAAUCGUGGAAGAAAAUGACAAACAGUGCCAUUUGGAUGAGGAAGGCAACUUUGUAGAUGUGCUUAAGUACGAUUAUCCAUCGCUUGAGCAAAUCUGGCGUGUAUUGCUGCGCUCAAAAACGGCCGUAAUAUUUGCCGUAACGGAGGCCCAGGAAACCUACUAUCGCCGGCUAAGUGAACUAAUGCCAGAGUUCACUAGUGUUGGCCGGCUGCAGGAUGAUUCUUCUAACAUUAUCCAGCUGGUUGAUGAUGGAUAUCGCGAGUUUAUCAAACGGGUAGAGUUUACGGACAACGCACCGGAUUACCUUCAGGUGCGCUAUACUACCGACUGUGGAGGAUUGUAUCGCGAACCACAGCCGAUAAACAGAUGCGACAAUAUAGAAAUUGGAAAGGAAUACCAAUUCAAUGUGCAGCUUCAGCUGCUGGAUUAUCCAAAAGAUCCGUCGGUUACGAACAUCUCUGUUCGAAUUGAGGAGAAACUGAUCAGCAAUGAAGCUGUAGAACUAGAAAUUGAUUUACGAACAACUUGCGACUGUGAUAAAAACAAAAAACCAAUGGAGCUGAGUGAACUGUGCAACUUCAACGGGGAUUACGUAUGUGGACAGUGCCAGUGCUAUGUCGGAUGGAUCGGGAAAACGUGUGAAUGUAAUUUACAAAACUCUCAAAACCGACGAGAGUUAUUCGAGCAGUGUGUGGCUCCGAAUGCAGGCGACGAGCUGCGUACCGGCCCCAUUUGUUCCGAUCGAGGUGAAUGUAUUUGUGGCCAAUGCUAUUGCAAUCCCGGAUUCGAAGGCGAACAUUGCGAAUGUAACGAGUGUGCUAAGAUUGAUGGGAAGAUUUGUGGAGGAGUUGAUCAUGGCAUUUGCACGUGUGGUUCGUGCAGUUGCUUCGAUUCAUGGAGUGGUGAAAAUUGUGACUGUACAACCGAUACAACGGGGUGUAAAGCUCCAUCAACGAAUGCACUUUGCUCUGGACAUGGAGAUUGUACAUGCGGACGUUGCACUUGCAACGAAUCAUAUUUUGGACCGUUUUGUGAAACCAGGGAUGGUGAACAACCGGCAUUAUGUUCGUCGUACGAAGAUUGCAUACGUUGUGCGGUGUACGAGAUAAAUAAUAUACCCUGCCAGGACUUGGACAAAAAGUGUCGUGAAAAGAUUGGACUGUACAAGGUAGAGCUGGUUGCGCUGAACGAAGAACUUAAUCAGAACUCAAUCGAUGAGCCUCUGAAUUGUACUUUUCGAUUCAACGACGAGAAAAAUGUGUGCGAUUACAAGUUCUCAUACUCAAUAACAAACACCAGAGAAACAUUGUUCAAAGUGCAAAAUUUUCAAUGCAAAGAGAUUAAUUUAAUUGCUGCUGGAAUCGGCAUUGCAUUGUCGAUCUUUUUCGGUGGUUUAUUAUUGCUUGUUUGCUACCGAUUUAAAAUAUGGUACGAUGAUGAAAAAAUGUUUGCCAAAUUCGAGAAGGAAAGAGAACAGGAAACGAGAUACCAAAUGGAUAGUCCGCUCUACAAAUCGCCGAUAACAGAAUUUAAAGUUCCUGCCGAGAUGGAGUCUAGCGUUUUGUAA